AUGUCAAAAAAGAAUCAAAAGGUACUUAUUCAAAUUGACGAAGCAACGCGAAGAAAAUAUAUAGAAAUUCACUUGAAUGAUCAACAUAUAAAAUCAACAUCAAAAAGAAGCUUUAAAGCUUUAUUAGAUAAAUCGAAAAUUGCAGAGAAACCACCAGAUGUUCAAGAUGUUCAAACAUAUUUAACAGUGGCAGCCAAACCAUCUAGAUAUCCUCUAAGGAAAUUUUGUUCAGUGCGUGUAUUUGUCUCAGCUUAUGCUUGUAAAAAAUGUGGAAUGAAAUAUUGUAGCUUAAAGAAACAAGAUGUUUGAAAUAUACUAUCGUCU
Messenger RNA from Rhizophagus irregularis DAOM 181602=DAOM 197198, 324 nucleotides. NCBI's taxonomy places the organism in Eukaryota, Fungi, Glomeromycota, Glomeromycetes, Glomerales, Glomeraceae. The record is from RefSeq and is a predicted model, not a curated record.